AUGGCCAGUCGUCGGGGAGGGUCCCCCUCCUCGGGAUGGUCUUGGACUGUAGCUGCAGAGGCCGCCGUCUCUCGGGGGGGAGGAGACGGCUUUGUGUCGCUCCUCUCCGUCGAUUCGCAGACGAACCCCUCGAUCCCCGGUUUCCGUCGGCGCGCGGCGCGUCAGAGGCUGAAUAUGAGGAGCGGGGACGCGUCGUCUCAGAACCACGAAUUCGUUCUUCUCGUUUCCCCGAACCGGCCGCUCACCUACCAGACUGAACCGUUCAAGGUGAAACGUAACCGGCUAAGCGGAAGAGAAGAACAGACACGUAGGCUAAGAGACGACGUGACCGUUCCUCGCAGGAUGGCCAGUCGUGCAGAGGGCACUGUAAACAAAAAAACAAACAAAAAAACAAACAAAAAAAAGAAUACACAGGCAGUGUAG
This is a messenger RNA of Xyrichtys novacula (pearly razorfish), 423 nucleotides long. Lineage: Eukaryota; Metazoa; Chordata; Actinopteri; Labriformes; Labridae. The record is from the annotation of a GenBank genome assembly.